Messenger RNA from Striga asiatica, 867 nucleotides. The record is from the annotation of a GenBank genome assembly. Lineage: Eukaryota; Viridiplantae; Streptophyta; Magnoliopsida; Lamiales; Orobanchaceae.
AUGUCCUUUCUAAAGAACCCCCUUUUCAUCUCUAAAACCCUAUUUCUCCUCAUUUCAAUAGCAGCCAGCUUCACAUGUGCCCAGAACACUAUCAGUCCCAAUUCGUCCUCCUGCCCUUCACAAUCCUGCGGCGGCGUUAGAGAGAUCAGAUUCCCCUUCCGACUGAACGGCGACUCAAGAUCCUGCGGCUACAGCGACCGCAUCUUCCAGCUGGACUGCCUCAACAAUCAGACAUUCCUCAACGUCCGAUCCAAAAGGUACCUCGUCCGGGAUAUCAAUUACGACGAGUUCUCCAUCAGGUUGGUCGAUCCCGGCGUGGGCGGCUCGAAUUUGUCGUCCUGCCCGCUCUACGACACCGAUUACGAUGACUGGCCCAGGAGCAUGAACGACAAUUUCUUCGAUUGGAAUGUGCCCGUCGUGUUUAUUUACUGUUUAGCCCCCGUGAACGGUUCAAAUUACUUGGAGGCCCCAUUCUGCGGCAAUAGGAGCAGUAUAUUCUCGAAUUCCUCGGGACUUUACAGUUACGUUGUGGCAGGGGAAAGGAUUUUGGUUUCGGAUUUGGAGGAUUCCUGCAGUGUGGCCCGGGUGGCUCAGGCGUCGGCCCGUGGGCCCGUGGUGAAUUACGGGUCGUUGGGCGGUGUUUAUGGCGGGCUCGGCUAUGGGUUUGAACUGUCGUGGUUUCGAGUGCUGUGUGGGGAGUGUCAAUUUCAAUAUUACGGACUUUUUGUUGGAUUCUAUAGCGCGUUUGCAAUUGCUGGUGUGGUAGCUCUGAGGUUCCUCAUUGGACUCCCUAUCUUGAUCACGAUUGUUGUGUACAAAUGGCGAAGGCAUACUCCGUUUGAGAACAACUAUUCUGUCUCACUAUAG